UCAAACAAGAUAUACAAUGUUCUUUUGUUUAGAGACUAUAGGACAGUAUAGGAUAGGAAAGUCAGAUUUUCAGGACGGGAAGUGUUCGGAUGAUGAAGGAGCUGAUUAUUUUUAUCCUUGCUUUUCAAAUAGUUUUCUUUAUAGCAGAAGCCGAGAGCCAGAAGUUACCGAGGCACUAUGAAGAAACACUUCUCAGUAAAAUUAAGCAUAGUGUAAGUCCAGGGGAAAUAACUUUUAUUGAAAAAUUCAACACCUUGAAGGACUUUUAUCCAGAUGGUGGGAUACAUCACGUCCUACGGAAACGUAACGCAGCCCAAGCUAUGAUGGAUAUGGAUGGUACUGGGUCGGUGUCCCGUCGUCGUAAAACGAAGAAACGACGACGACGAAAACAAAAAGAUCCGUUAAUUGAAGCCACGUUAGAACCACGCAAUGAAAUUUCCGAAAGGCCCGUACUUCGAGAAGGAGGACGACGAAGAACAAGAGUAGAAGCUUCAAAUGGACUGUUAAGGGCAAAAGAACUCCAGGCAAACUAUAUCAAAACAGACAAUAUGAGAGCAAAUAGAUUACAAGCUGACAUGAUAAAGGCUGAUAUGAUAAAAGCUCAAGAUGUUGUGGUGACUUCAAAGAGAAGAAAAUCGAGACGGAGGCCAAGUUUUGGAGAAUUGGUCGAUCCAGGUAUUGGAAUCGAGCGAAUCAAUUCUUUAACAGAUGGUCCUAAUUUCGAUCAAAACAAUAUGGACCUUUUAAACAAAAAUGAGAAUAGUCAGUUCGAGUCAAGAUCAAUAUCACAGGAACCGUCGCUAUUCGAUUCACAAUUUCCUCAAAAACAAAGUAUCGCCGAUAAUUCAAAACUAUUCCAAGAACAAAGAAUCGCCGAUAAUUCUCAACUGUUUCAAGAACAAAGUAUCGCCGAUAAUUCACAAUUAUUUAAACAACAGAAUAUCGACGAGUUUUCUCCAGACCAGGGGACUAAAAUUAAAAAUAAACGCAGACUUAGCCAAUCUAAUACGCUGUCUUCUAUUCAGCAAACAGAAGCAUUACCCGAAUUUAGCUCUUCUCAUGUUUUGAAUAAAAUUCCUAAAUUAAGUGAAUUUAUAACUGAUUAUUCUCCGUAUGUACAGAAAAGAAUUCAUCCAAAUUUUAAACAACAGGACACGUUUGUAAGAGGAGCACCGCCGCCGCUCACUUCGUCGGGCUACAAUGAAUUUACCAACAUGGAGGCCCAAAAUUUUGGAAUAGGAGAAAACACUGACCAGACACUCGACAAUACAGUCAAAACAUAUAUGAAAGACCCUAAAACUACUGGUCCCUGGUUUUUCUAAUUUGACUAAUGAGCUUUAAAGUUGCUGAUUGAACACUUUUGCAUUGGAUACUUACUAGCUUUUAAUAGUUAUCAUCUAUCACAAAUUAUAAUUCUAGGAGAUAUAAAUAUAGGUUUUUUUGGAAAGCAAUUUGAUUUUGGCGAAUAUUCUAGAUUUACUACACGGUGCAAGAGUUAGGCCGUGUUCACAUUGACCUAAAUUCGGUGUUGUGUUAGUGUAACUCACACGUAAACUAAACACAAUUGCGUUCCCAUUGAUAAAACUCAAUGUUUACAUGUAGUUUAAAUCAUGUUUAAUCUACACACAGUCGAUAGUCAAUGUAGGCCUUGUGUAGGUUAAGUGUACACAAAACUAGGCAUUUAGGACAUUAGUUUUACCGUGUAUGUAUUUAAGGAGGAAAGUAUUUUUGAGUAAAAUUGAUAUUUUUGAUAAUUAUCAGUAUAGUUCUUUACAGAAAUUGUUGUCUAAAUUUUACAGUUUUUUUUUGUUAAAAAAAAUUCACGUACUUUAUUAACCCCUGAUCAAGACUCAAAGCAGCAUCAUUGUCGAACCCAUAAGGCAGCAACAAAUUGAUUUUCG
Messenger RNA from Mytilus trossulus (common blue mussel), 1901 nucleotides. RefSeq lists its product as uncharacterized. NCBI's taxonomy places the organism in Eukaryota, Metazoa, Mollusca, Bivalvia, Mytilida, Mytilidae. The transcript has 2 exons. The record is from RefSeq and is a predicted model, not a curated record. The coding region runs from base 90 to 1322 and encodes 410 amino acids.